Molecule: messenger RNA, 3419 nt
Organism: Choloepus didactylus (southern two-toed sloth)
Lineage: Eukaryota; Metazoa; Chordata; Mammalia; Pilosa; Megalonychidae
Gene: ARRDC5
Product: arrestin domain containing 5
Exons: 3
Coding region: 1-993 (330 amino acids)
Biological process (GO): protein transport
Cellular component (GO): cytoplasm
Source: RefSeq, a predicted model, not a curated record
AUGUCUGUGGUGAAGUCGAUCGAAAUAGCGCUGCCCAGGGAUGUGGUCUACCUGGCUGGCUCCAGCAUAAAAGGGCAGGUGAUCCUAAUCCUGAAUAGCACCCUGGUGGACCCUAUAGUGAAGGUGGAGCUUGUGGGAAGGGGUUACGUUGAGUGGAACGAAGAAACCGGGGCAUCCCGCGAUUAUAGCAGAGACAUAAUUUGCAACAACGAGGCAGACUACGUGCACAAGACAAAGACAUUUCCACUGGAGGAUAAUUGGUUAAGUGCAGGCAGCCACACCUUUGACUUCCAUUUCAACUUACCUCCCAGGCUUCCUUCUACAUUCACCAGCAAAAUUGGCCACAUCUUCUACUUCCUACAAGCCUCUUGCAUGGGUCGGGAGCAAAUUUUAGCAAAGCAGAGGAUAUACCUGUUGAUUCAAGGGACUUCGGACUUCCACAAAGAAAAGUCAUUCCAGAACCCCCUGUUCGUGGAGACGGAGAAGAAGAUCUCCUGUAACUGCUGCAGCCAGGGCACCAUCUGCUUGCAAAUCCAGAUGGACAAAAACGUCUUCCAGCCCGGAGAGAGGCUCAUCUUCACGACGGAGAUCAACAACCAAACCAGCAAGUGCCUGAAGACGGUCGUCUUCGCCCUCUAUGCCCACGUGCAAUAUGAGGGCUUCACACCCAAGGAGGAGUGGCGGACACGGACGGAGAGCAGCGAGCUUCUGCGACAGGAGGCCAACACCCAGAUCCCACCCUUCGACGCCACCAAGAUCGUCAGCACCUUCCAGCUGCCCCUGGUGCUCUCGCUGAGCAGCGGCCCGCCGGACGGCGAGAUCAUGAAGACGCGGUACGAGUUGGCCAUCACCGUCCACUUGCCCUGGUCCCUCACCACCGUGAAGGCCAGGGUCCCCAUCAUCAUCACCAGUUCCCCUGUAGAUUCGGCAGGUGGCCAGCUGCUGGAGGAGAACUGCCACCCUGAGCCCCAGUCACCAGAAUUAAGUGCCUGAACUUCUAAAUAUUAAAAGCUUUAUCAGAUGUCACCAGCGGCCCUCGGCCCUCACGCGUGGCUCAGACGAGCGUCGGAUGAGCUUGGCUGCGGACCCUCCUGUCCCCAAAUAUGUCAUCCCAAGGAUGGGAAGGGAGAAAGGGAACCAACAAAGAGAAACUGUAUGGGGUCAGGUUGUUGUUGAGCCUCGAAGCUAGGUCUUUGGGCCUCUUACUAAGUCCGGUUAAGUCCAGUGUCUGCUCACAGCCCUCCAGGGCUCCCACCUACUCAGGGUAAAAGUCCAAGUCCUCCGCCCCAUGUCCCAUCCAUCAGCAUCUCCUCUGCUUCCUUCCCAGGUCUGUCCCCCAUCCUCGCUCACCUGGACCAGUUAAGUCACCUCCUCCCUGGUCUCCCAGCCCCUGCCUGCACCCCCACAUUCUGUCUCCCCAAAUAUGAUUGCCAGAUUUAGCCAGUGAAAAAUCCAAGAUGCCCGGUUAAAUUUGAAUUUCAGACGAACACUUAUUUUUUUAGUGUAAGUAUAUCCCAUGCAAUAUUUGGGAUAUACUUAUGCAGAAAAAAAAAAGCAUUUGUUGAUUGAGAUUCAAAUUUAACGGGGCAUUUUGGGUAUUGUUUUUGUUUUUUUAAUCUGGCAAUUUCUAUUCAUGGGGCAACUAGAAGACUCUUCUUUCAACACAUAUCAGGGCCAGUCACUCCAGCACUUUAAAACCCUCCAAAGGUCCCCCCCGCACUUGAAAUAAAAGCCAAACAGCUGGCCUUGGCCUGCCAGGCUUGGCAAGGUCGGGAAUGAAGGGAUGGGCCCAGAGAGUGUCUUCUUGGGUUAAUGGCUCUGAGAUAUUUUCUCAGCCUCCCUUGGGCUGCAUCUUACCUGCACCUCACGUCACACCCAAGGCUGCAAGCACUUCCUUAAACCAUCAAGCCAGAAAACAUAUGCACUUAAAUGGCAGCCCUGAGGCAUUCUAGAAACUUACCGGCUACUAGAGAACUCCACCUCCACCCCAGUUUGGUUUUAAUUUGGGGAGUGGUUGUGGAGGGGCUCAAAUGCGCAGAUGUCUAUUUUUCUCUAAUUCAUUUUGGGGGGACUGGCAGAGGCCUGGCCUGGACCCCCACUUUUAACCAUGUUUUUAGGGCUACUCUGCAAGAGCUGGUCAGGAUGGGGGUACCAGCUUCCUGGUGGGGAUCACUGCUGGAAUGAGUGUCUGCUGGCCCGGGGAUGUGAUUUUCCCUCUGCAGUGGACAAAAGGAUCCAACCCCAGGGCUGGAGUCUCACCGCGGCCCCUGCUUCCCAGAUACACACAAAAAGGCUUUUUAUAGGGGGGUGGCUGGGUCGUCUCUUCUAUCCUAACGUCCUGGGCCCCAAUCUGAGCAUCCUCAAGGCUCAGCAGGGCAAGUCCAGGCCAUCCCCACAUGCUCAGAACUAGGGCCAGGCACGGUGUCUGUGCUCAUGGAUGUUGGCUUCUCUUUUCUUCAAAGCAGCAGAGCCUGCCUCCUCCAGGAAGCCCUCCGGCUAUGCCUCACCCUCCACUGGGCUCCCCUGCUCUACUUCCUGCAUCCACUCUUGAUCACAUGCAUUGCAAAGCCCUGGGUCCAUCUCUGCUCCAAGACUCGGGGUUCGGGAUUUAGGUGGGGGUGGGGGGGAACCACAGCAGAGUCCUGCUUGAGGCCCUGGCCUUGCCCCACUCCCCCAAUGUUUGUUGACUGAACGUGUAACAGCAGCAGUCAGAGCUCUGCUUUGUCUUGGGCAGUAGAGACAUCAGAAAUGGAUCAUAAAACAGCUAGUGAUUGCCCCUCAGAGGUGGGGUGGCUUGAGCCCAGGAAUUGGGGGCAAAACUAGUGGUAUCUCUAGGUUUGGGACAAGUGGUCUGGGCCUCAGUUUCCCCAUCUGUAAAAUUGGAAAUGACAAUCUUGUUCACCAGUAGGAUUUGGAGAAGUUUAAAAGGGCUAGUACAUAAAAUGUGCUUAGGAGGGCAAGCGUUUGCCAAAUACUAAUUAUGGUUUUAUUAUUUGUUUCCUUCCCAAUUGCCGUCAAAUGCCCAGCCUGGCUUCUCCAACAAUUGAGUUCCCCAUCCCCACCCUGGUGACCUCCAAGUCUCCAUCCUCAUCCUUUAUUUUAUUUUCUUAAACAUUUAUUUGGAAACAUUCAAAUCCUAUAGAGAAGUUGAGUGAUACAAGGCACCGGUACCUUCCACCUAAAUUCACCAAUGGUGGACAUUUGCCCUAUUUGUUUUUUUUCCUUUCUGUCUCCCCCAAACUAUUUGAAAGGAAGUUGCAGCUUCCUCCCACUUCACUGCUACAUGUUUAGCACUUGACUGUAUAGCCUAAGAACUAGAAACCUCUUCUAAAUAUAUCACAAUAUCAUCAUCGCUCUCGGAGAUUUAACGCUGAUGCAAUAUUAUCAUUUCAUAUACAGUCAAUGUUCAAGUUUCAUCA